Messenger RNA from Penicillium canariense, 930 nucleotides. Its product is annotated as putative catechol dioxygenase. The transcript has a single exon. The coding region runs from base 1 to 930 and encodes 309 amino acids. Gene Ontology annotation, molecular function: catechol 1,2-dioxygenase activity; ferric iron binding. Lineage: Eukaryota; Fungi; Ascomycota; Eurotiomycetes; Eurotiales; Aspergillaceae. Gene Ontology annotation, biological process: catechol-containing compound metabolic process. The record is from RefSeq and is a predicted model, not a curated record.
AUGCCUGCUGAGCACCGCUUCGACCCCACCUUCACUGACCAGGUGGUCAACGCCAUGGGUCCCAAGACCCCCGAGCGUGCCCGGGUUCUCCUGGGUGCCCUCAUCCGCCACAUCCACGAUUUCGCCCGCGAGGUCGAGCUGACUCCUGCCGAGUGGAUGCUUGGCGUCGAGUUCAUCAACUCCAUCGGUGCCAUCAGCACCCCCAUCCGCAACGAGGGCCACCGCUGCUGUGAUGUGAUCGGCCUCGAGUCGCUCGUCGAUGAGAUCGCCAACAAAAUCGUCACCGAGCAGGGCCUGUCUCCCACCUCCAACGUGAUUCUCGGCCCCUUCUGGUCGCCCAAUGCGCCCUUCCGUGCCCUGGGAGACAGCAUCAUCCAGGACCCGCUCCCCAACGGCCAGGUCACCUACAUGCACGGCUGUCUGACCGACAUGGAAACCGGGGCCCCCAUCGAGGGCGCUGUGCUCGACAUCUGGCAAGCCUCCGCCAACGCCAAGUACGAUUUCCAGGACCCCGACCAGAGCGAGAACAACCUUCGUGGCAAGUUCCGCUCCAACGAGAAGGGCGAGUUCUACUGGUACUGCUACCACCCCACGGCCUACUCCCUGCCCACCGACGGUCCUGCCGGGGUGCUGCUCGAGGUGAUGGACCGCUCCCCCAUGCGUCCCGCCCACAUCCACUUGAUGAUCACCCACCCCAACUACGCCACCGUCAUCAACCAGAUCUACCCCAGCACCGACCCCCACCUCAAGAUCGACUCCGUCUUCGCGGUCAAGGAUGACCUGGUUGUCGACUUCAAGCCGAUCGACGACCCCAAGGCCAGCCUCGAAUUGGAGUACAACGUCAAGAUGGCCCUGAAGAAGCACCACCGCAACCCCAACUCCGCGCCCCCCAAGUCCACCUUUGAGCGCGCCAUGGGCAACAAGCUCUAA